Sinocyclocheilus grahami is the source of this 715-nucleotide messenger RNA. Its product is annotated as translation initiation factor IF-2-like. Lineage: Eukaryota; Metazoa; Chordata; Actinopteri; Cypriniformes; Cyprinidae. Bases 86 to 715 code for a protein of 209 amino acids. The transcript is spliced from 2 exons. The record is from RefSeq and is a predicted model, not a curated record.
AUCCAAUCAGCUCAAGAGAGAACCUCUAUAAAUAAUCAAAGCAGCCUUACCUCCAUUAUCUCCCGUCCUUAGCAUCCUUAGCACCAUGUCAGACAUCGAGCUUUUCCCGGACGAUAAUGAAUUCGACACCACGGGUCCUCCGGCGUCUUCAGUCGCCGUCCAGCACACCAGCGCUCCGCAGGACACCAUAAGCGAGCCCGCGGCUGCAACUCGGGGCCGCCGGCCCUCCCGCGCCGCCAUCGCGCAUACCUCCAGGCACCGAGGCACGCCAUCACCUGCGCCUUCAAGGCGUCAGCCACCUUCUCCAGCGUCCUCCUACGCCUCAGCCCUCUCCCCCGCCCCAGCUGCGGAGAAAUGGACCGUGGCAGAACUACGCCAGGCGCUCGUCAGCUCCGGCGUCAGCGUCCCACGACGAUCAGCCAAGGCAGAUCUCCUCGCCCUCUACACUUCCCUCCAAACAGGGGCGCCUCCAAGCUUCACUCCUCCAUCCAAGGCCGCGGACAAAGCGAGCCAGGGCCGUAGUGUUCCAUACUCNCGGCCCGAAUUAACCACCACUCCUUCGAAGACGGGCUUCCGGCCAGCAGGCCGCAGCAAAAAGCCUUCGGCAAGCCUGGGCCGCGCCCCGGAUGCCGCCAGCCCCAGACCGGGUCCGGGCUUAAUCCCGAGCUCGGACCCCUCUCCCCGGCCAUGGGGCGGGCCCCGGGCUCGAGAGUAA